Fusarium poae is the source of this 969-nucleotide messenger RNA. RefSeq lists its product as uncharacterized. The transcript has a single exon. NCBI's taxonomy places the organism in Eukaryota, Fungi, Ascomycota, Sordariomycetes, Hypocreales, Nectriaceae. The record is from RefSeq and is a predicted model, not a curated record. Bases 1 to 969 code for a protein of 322 amino acids.
AUGAUCCAGAAACAAAAAGCCCUAGAAAUGCUAGAAAUGGCGUCUGAAAGAUCAGACCUGAAUGUUUCGCCAGAAGAGUGUUCGCAACAAUCUUUGACACCCUCAUCUAUGGCUGCUGGACCACAAUUGAUAGGAGCGACGUAUCUGAUGACGCGAGAGAGAGCCAUGGCGCAUGCUGGCGACAUUGUCAAGAAUCUGGGGCAUCGAGGUUUUGAUCAAGCAUCUCUUGUCCCACAAAUGAACGAAUGGCUAUCGCUGCCUGUGAUCAAAGUGCUCAGCGAGGAAAUGAAAAACAGAGUCUCGAUCUGGUGCCAACAGCAUGGCCGAGAAUGGCUUGACGCAAUUCGGGACGCGGAUGAAGACAUCAUGGAAUAUCAGUACACCUCUACCCUCGAAGAACCGGUUACUACGAUCCCAACUAUUCAAAGCAGUGUCGAAGAGAAGCUUCAUGAAUGGAUGCAAGAAAUCUUGCACGAGCAGCGGGAAUCCACAGCCAAAAUAAUGGCCAGGAUUGAUGGUUUGCAGCACCUAGACCAAACUUCUCCAGCUGCACCGCCCACCAAACGUCGGCGAGCAAAUACCCGAGGACCUUCAAAGAAUGUGUCUAUGGAUAAUCUUCAGAAGAUUGACGAGGGGUUAUGCCAUCUCCUGGGCGAUGAUAGCGAGCUCGUCCACUGCUUCCGCGAGUAUGCUGUCAAUGCUGAUCCAAACUUUUCCGAUGCUCGAUCAAAGCCCAACGAAAAGGCUUUCUGGUCAAAGGGCCAACUAGAGAACUUCCGGAAAGAAGCACGAGAGUUGGGACUCGGUAUCCUCGAAUAUAAGCUUCUUGACCGAACAUGUCAGGAAAUGGACGAGGGCGGUUUGAGCAUGGAAAACAUUGCCGUACUAUCUCGUCAACUGGCGUCUCGGGAGCAAUAUGAGAACCUCGAAGCCAAAUUUCCGUUUCCAGUUGUUUGCGACAAAGAAUAA